Molecule: messenger RNA, 1463 nt
Organism: Corylus avellana
Lineage: Eukaryota; Viridiplantae; Streptophyta; Magnoliopsida; Fagales; Betulaceae
Gene: AGD15
Product: ARF-GAP domain 15
Molecular function (GO): GTPase activator activity
Source: RefSeq, a predicted model, not a curated record
AAUAAGGAGAGUGCAGGGGAUGAUGAUGGUUGAGUAGGUGAGUAGCAGAAGAGUAGAAUGGGUCAAUUCAUGCACCCUCAUCUUAGCUGUAAUGGCUGCCGUCUUUUUAGGAUUUUCUCUGAAUCUGUCCACCCACACCCACACCCACACCCAUCUCUCUAUCUCCCUCUCUCUUUCUACCCCCCUUGUGUGGCCGCUUUCUCUGUCUACACUUUUAUAGAAUCAAACAGAUCAAGAAGCGAUUAGGGGAUAAGGGGAGGGAAUCAUGAACGAGAAGGCCUCCGUCUCUAAGGAGCUUAAUGCCAAGCAUAUCAAGAUUUUAGAGGCUCUUCUUAAGCUGCCAGAGAAUAGGGAAUGUGCAGAUUGCUGGAGCAAGGCUCCACGAUGGGCGAGUGUAAACCUUGGAAUAUUUAUAUGCAUGCAAUGUUCGGGAAUUCAUCGAAGUCUUGGAGUACAUAUAUCGAAGGUAAGGUCUACUACUUUGGAUACAUGGCUACCAGAGCAGGUUGCAUUUAUGCAAUCUGUGGGUAAUGAGAAGUCGAACCAUUAUUGGGAAGCAGAACUGCCACCAAAUUUUGACAGAAGUGGAAUUGAGAAAUUUAUCCGCACCAAGUAUGAGGAGAAGAAAUGGGUUGCAAAGAAUGCAACACAACCAACUCCAAAACCAGGUGAAAUGAGCUCUAAUCUGGACAAGUUUCUCGAAGGUGGAGCCAAAUCUGGGAUUGGGAUUCCAAAGAAAACAAGGAGUCUUUCUCUUGAGGAGGAGGUUCUUACUAAUCACCUUGCACAAGUUCCUCAUCCAGUAACAAGAGCCCGUGGGAGUUCUUUAGAUAUGAAGAACAAGAUGUCCCCACCAAUGGGGUCACCACCGAUAACAGAAUUUGAUACAUCCACAAAAAAGACCAAUGGUGCAACAGAUCUUUUCAGCUUGCUUCAUGUCCAUGAUGAAAACCGAAACCAGGAUUGCUCUACUGUACCUCCACCCUGGGCAACUUUCGAUUGAGAAAAUUCAUUGGAAUAAAUCCCUUGGAAUUAUUAUUGUAUUACCAGUUGGAUUAGAAGUCACUAGUUUACCGAUUGAAGUAGAGAGCAUAUGCUCCUAUCAAAAACGAAGGGAGUGAAGAUAAGGGAGGUGAUUUGUAGUGGCAAUGGGGAUCUUGGUCAAUACAUGAUGUGACAAUCCAUCUAGCUAGCAGCAAUCUGAGUAGUAGUUAUAAGAGUUAUUUCAGUUGCAAUUUAGAAUAGGCCACCCAUAUUUGGGGUUCCUAUAUUAAGUCACCUUUUGUUCUGGUUUUAUGCGUGGACAAAACUUUCUGAACAUUGUACAAACUUCAAUAUUUAUAGCUUUUGGAUUUUGAAGCUUGGUGUGCUUUUGGAAUUCUUUUGUUUUGGUUAUCAAUAGUCUGUAAUUGGUGGGGAUUGUUCUCAUUCUACAAUGGUUCGUUUACCCUUGCAUCAAAAUG